This is a messenger RNA of Eleginops maclovinus (Patagonian blennie), 1617 nucleotides long. RefSeq names its product zinc finger BED domain-containing protein 4-like. Lineage: Eukaryota; Metazoa; Chordata; Actinopteri; Perciformes; Eleginopidae. Gene Ontology annotation, molecular function: protein dimerization activity. The record is from RefSeq and is a predicted model, not a curated record. The transcript has 2 exons. Bases 1 to 1617 code for a protein of 538 amino acids.
AUGGAAAAGUUUUUAACAGCGGGUCCAAUCAAGCGUAAGCCUACUUUACAGUACGAGCCAUCAAGCACUCCGACUCAGAAAAAGACGAGGAGAUAUGACGAGGUGUACAUCGGGCUGGGCUUCACUAGUAUGCUGAGGCUGGUGGCUGCAAUGGAGCCCACGUACAAAUUAAAAUCGGAGAAGCACUACCGCACCGACAUGCUUGAGGACAUAGUUGGAAAAGUGGAGAGAAAAGUCAAAGCACUAAUUUCAGAGGAGGCUGGCCCUUUUUUGUCCUUCACUACAGACUGUUGGUCUGGGGACACUGAGGCUCUCAUGAGUCUAACAUGCCAUUUCAUUGACCACAACUGGGACAGGAAGCAAGUCCUCCUAAAUGCAAAAACAAUGUUAGGCUCCCACACAGGGGAGUAUAUUGGUGACAUGUUCAUCAGUCUGCUGGAGCACUGGGACAUCAGCCAUGACAGGGUUGUACUUGUUCUCCGUGACAGUGGGGCAAACAUGGUCAAAGGUCUCAGACUGGCGGAAAUACCUGAUCUCAGCUGCAGCGCACACACCAUACAGCUUGUGGUGAAUGAUGGCAUCAACAGUCAGCGAGUAGUGCUGGACAUUAAUGCCAAAUUAAAGAACAUCGCCAAACAUUUCAACCACUCUGUUCUUGCAAAGCAGAAGCUUAAAAAAAUUCAACAAGAACUUGGCCUACCAGAGCACAGCAUCCUCCAGUCUGAACCCACUCGCUGGAACUCCACGCUUCAUAUGAUGCAGAGAAUGGUGGAGCAGAAGAGAGCUCUGAACAACUACGCUCGAGAGUAUGGAAAAAUUGCCACUCUAUCCCCUGAUCAAUGGGACAUAGCUUCCAAUUUAAUUGAUACAUUGGAGCCUAUGGAGGAAGUCACCCUUGAGGUGAGCAAGUCAGAGGCUUCCAUCUCCUGCGUCAUUCCGAGCAUUGCUGUGCUGAAGAUGAUUCUUCAGACAGAGGGGCCAAACACAAUUGGGAUCAAAACUCUGCGAGAGUCAAUGCUGCAAAGCUUACAGAGAAGAUUCCAAAAGAUGGAGGACACACAAUGUCUAGUGCUCGCAACACUCCUGGACCCUCGCUAUAAGGGCCAUGUCUUUUCAGAGGGCACACUUGAUAAAGCAAAAAGGUGGAUAAAGGAGGAGCAUGCUGUUGUGUCUGAACAGCUGAAGAUGGCCACAAGUGCAGAAGAAGGACUACACUCGAAACAGAGAAGGGUGGAAGUUGAGGAAGUACCUGGUCCCUCCAGUGUCAUUGACCAAAUGUAUGCCAACAUCUUGGGACCUCAUGGAUCUCCUACUCAGGAGAGUGAUGAAGACCACCUUAUAUCUGACCAGCUGCAGCACUACCUCCAGGAGCCAGUGAUAAAUAGGCAGACUGGUAAACCGCUAGAAUGGUGGAAGCAAAAUGCAUCCCGUCUACACCUUCUUGCACCACUAGCAAGAAAAUUCCUUUGUCCACCCCCUUCCUCAGUUCCCAGCGAGAGGGUGUUUAGUGAGAUUGGGAACAUUUAUGACAAGAAGAGGAGCAACCUCAAGGGCGAACAUGCCGAACAGUUGUGUUUCCUACAUGACAACCUCCGUUUCUUGAACUGGCAGUAUUGA